ACGAUACAAAGACAACAAAAUUUUUAGAGACAUCUAACAGUGCUGAAGUGAACCAAGAUAUGAACACCCAGACAAGUUGUUCUACUGACAACACUUCUUUUAACUGGGCCAAUAUUACAAAAAAAGAACUACAAGGCACUGACGAACAUGUGUCUAACCAAAACAGUCAAUCAGAGGACAACAAUCAGGGUACUGAUCCAUUGCCCCAGACCACAAUGACUAAGAUUCUGCCCUCUGUCCCCAAACUUUGA
Molecule: messenger RNA, 251 nt
Organism: Cetraspora pellucida
Lineage: Eukaryota; Fungi; Glomeromycota; Glomeromycetes; Diversisporales; Gigasporaceae
Source: the annotation of a GenBank genome assembly